Hydra vulgaris (swiftwater hydra) is the source of this 747-nucleotide messenger RNA. Lineage: Eukaryota; Metazoa; Cnidaria; Hydrozoa; Anthoathecata; Hydridae. The record is from RefSeq and is a predicted model, not a curated record.
AUAGAUAAAAUUUAUAAUUUUAGGUAAAAUUAAAGUUUUGGGACCAGGUAGUUGGAGGCAGAUUAGCUAUCGUUGCUGUUUUGUUUGAAGAAAGUGAUUUACAAGACAACACAAUAAUAACUUUUCAUGUAUUAGAUGAAGCAAUAAACACGAUGGGUUACAAAAUUGACGAACACGCAAUAAUUACAGAUAAUUUGGAAAAACUCUUAGAAGGUCUUCUACCAGAUGAUAUUAAACUGGGACAUUCUCUUUUUUAUAAAUAUAGUGGUUUAAUAUCAACUCCCCCCUGCCUUGCUUCUGCAGAUUGGUUUGUUUUGCCUGACAGUGGCCAACUUAAAGUACCUUCUACAUUUUUACAAACAUUACGAAAACUUCGCUCAAAUCCUCAAGGUGAUCUAAUGUGUGAUAAUUUUAGACCAAUCCAGCAGCGAAUUAAUCAGGAUGUUUUGUGGUAAUAUAACAUGAAAAAACAAAUGUUUAACAAUACCUUUGUAUCAUACAUAAGUUUACAGUUAUCAUUUUUCAAACUAUCAUGGAGAGUUAAAUUUUAUUUUAUUUUUUCAAAACCAUGAGUUUAUUUUGUGAUUUAUCAAUAGUGGUUGUUAUGGCAAUUAAAUUUUUUUUUUUUUCUUUGUAUGUUUUUUUGCAACUUACAUAAAUUUGUAGUUAAAAUUUUUGUAAGCUUAUUUAAGAAAACAUAUUUAAAAGAGCAAGAAGUUUAACGUAAUAAAAUUCUGGGGAAAAUAA